AUGGAAGUCAUCAAAGGCCUGCAAAAGCGAUUACCCACCGCCAGCGAUCUGCCGACCCUCAAAUCCCUACAAAACACUUCGCUCAAGGAUGCUUCGGAAAAGAUCGCCCCGCGUCUCUCCUUCUUCAAGAAGCGACUGCGCAUUCGCGGCAACAGCAAAAUCAGCGUGCCGCUCUACCUGGUCCUGCUCUUUCCCUGCCUGGUGGUCAUCAUCAUCCUGACCCUCUUCGUACGGCAUCCCGACUCCCCGGGAGCUCGUCUCAUACCCUCGGGCGCGCCUCCCACAUAUAGGAAGAUCUCGGAGAAGCAUGACAAGGUCUUUGUGAAUGGCUGCUUGGAUCCGCACAUUACCGCGAAAGAACACCCUCGCGCAAACGCUGCCUUUGUGGUGUUGGCGAGGAAUAAGGAAUUGGAUGGAGUCAUUGAGAGCUUGAAGAGCGUCGAGAGACAUUUCAAUCGUUGGUUCCACUACCCAUACGUCUUUCUCAACGACGGCGAGUUCAACAGCACCUUCAAGGAGACGGUCCUAAACUACACUUCUUCGCCCGUCGAAUUCGGCAAAAUUGGUCCAGAGCACUGGGGUUUCCCGGAUUGGACGGACGCCAAUGUCGCAAAGGAGGGCAUUCGCAAGCAGGGAGAUGCUGCCAUUAUGUACGGCGGGAUGGAGUCCUACCACCACAUGUGCAGAUUCUACUCAGGCUUCUUCUACAAGCACGAGCUGCUACAAAAGUACGACUGGUACUGGCGAGUGGAGCCCGAGAUCAAGUAUUUCUGCGACAUCACCUACGACCCCUUCUUACACAUGGAGCGUAACAACAAGACAUAUGGUUUUACCAUUGCAGUCAAGGAGUUGCGCGAGACUGUGCCCAACAUCUUCCGCUAUGCGUCGGCGUACAAACGCACCAAGAACAUCAAGUCACAGGGACUUUGGGAAAUGUUCGUGGAGCCAAAGGAGGGUUACAACCAGGACGGAACGCCAAAGCCAGGAACCGUUCCCAAGGACGAGACGAAAGAAGCUGCCGAGGAUAUCCUUCAAGCGGCUCCACUUCCAGAUAUAGAUCCAGAAGAGAUGGAGGGCGAGAACUACAACAUGUGCCAUUUCUGGUCCAACUUCGAGAUCGCUAGACUGGACUGGUUCCGAAGUCAGGAGUAUGAAGAUUUCUUCCAAAUGAUGGAUCGCUCAGGCGGAUUUUGGAUGGAGAGGUGGGGAGAUGCUCCUAUCCACUCGCUAGCAGCUGGCGUCCUGCUAUCAACCGACCAAGUACACUACUUCCGCGACAUUGGCUACAGACAUACAACAAUCCAGCAUUGUCCCGCGAACGCACCGGCCCGCCAAAUGGCCCGCGAACCUUAUCUCGAAAUAACGACGACCGACGAAAAGGCCAGACGGGAAGAGGACGAGUACURGGCGAAAUGGGACGCUCCCAAGGAGAAUGGUGUCGGAUGCAGAUGUCGUUGCGAUACUGAUGUCGAGGAAGUUGAAGGGAAAGAGGGAAGUUGUAUACCUGAAUGGGUGGAGAUUGCUGGUGGUUAUAUCACGCCCUCUGGACCAAAUUAA
Ramularia collo-cygni is the source of this 1557-nucleotide messenger RNA. Its product is annotated as related to KTR5-putative mannosyltransferase. NCBI's taxonomy places the organism in Eukaryota, Fungi, Ascomycota, Dothideomycetes, Mycosphaerellales, Mycosphaerellaceae. Gene Ontology annotation, cellular component: membrane; Golgi apparatus. Gene Ontology annotation, molecular function: alpha-1,2-mannosyltransferase activity. The transcript is spliced from 3 exons. Gene Ontology annotation, biological process: cell wall mannoprotein biosynthetic process; protein N-linked glycosylation. The coding region runs from base 1 to 1557 and encodes 518 amino acids. The record is from RefSeq and is a predicted model, not a curated record.